Molecule: messenger RNA, 2241 nt
Organism: Trichomonas vaginalis G3
Lineage: Eukaryota; Parabasalia; Trichomonadida; Trichomonadidae
Exons: 1
Coding region: 1-2241 (746 amino acids)
Source: RefSeq, a predicted model, not a curated record
AUGAGUGAAUCUCCCCGAACGUCAUCAGCCUCAUGCUCUGAUUAUUUGAGGGAUCAGCUUAGUGCGUCUAAGUCUAUAAGUGAUAGUCAUCAACAAAGCGAUGUAAUUAACUGCUUACAAACAAAAAUUCACGAAUCAGUUAAGUAUCAAGAGAAAGUUUUAGAGUUAGAAGCUCAGAUAAAAAUUGCAAAAGAAACAAUUCAUCUACAAGAAGCAGCUUUUGCAUUUGAAAAGAAUGAAUAUGAAAAUGAAAUACUUGCUUUACGAAAUUCCGAGUCUCAGCUACGAGAUCAUUUAACACAAGUCGAAACAAACAUUAAAAAUCAAACAUAUACUUACGAAGUUCAAGUUCAACUCAGUCAAAACGCUCAACAAAUCGAUACUUUAACCAAAAAAUACCAAAAAUGGAAAUCCAAAGCUAAAUCAACACAAAACUCUCUUAAAGAACUACAAGAAAAGAUAUCUGCUCUUACAGAAGAGAAAUAUAAGAUUGAGUUAAAUUCCAAUAAAAUUAAAGAUUCAUUCACAGAACAAAACUCACAGAUACAGAGUCAGUUAGAAUCAAAAGAUCAUGAAAUCCAACGCCUUAAAGACAGUCUUUCCAAUGCUGAAGAGAAGAUUAAAGAAAAAGAUUCAGAAAAAUCACAAAUCUUAGAGCAAAUUAACAACAUUCAGAAACAAUCAAAAGAGAAAAGACAGAAGCAGAAAAGUAUCUUAAAUGAUUCAAUCUCACAAUGCCAAUCCAUGCAAGAACAAGUUAAUCAGCUUUCACAAGAAAGAGACAGCCUCAAAGAACUUCUCACUAAGGCAGAAGGCAAGUUAACAAAGCAAAAAUCAAGGAUCGCCCAGCUUUCUGAUGAACUCGAACAAAGUAAAGAUUGCGAUAAAUUAAUCCAUCAGCUCAAUGACGCUCAUGAAGAUAUUGAAUCACUUAAAGACCGUAUAUCCAACCUUAAAAUGGCUUUACUCCAAUCAAAAUCCCUUCUUGAACAUAUUUCCAUUGAAAAAGAUGGCAUUGCAGAUUUGCUUGGAGUUGGCCAAGAUCCUCUUGAUCAAGAAUGGAAGAUGAUGAAGAACAAGAUCGAAGAAAUGAACGAAUCCGAAAGAGUAAUUAAUGGUCUUCAAAUUCAAAAUCAAAAGCUUCGUGCAAGACUAACUUCAGCAUUAGAAAUUGUCAAAAAUGCACAAGUUAAUGAGAAAAAGCAAGUAAUGUAUGAAGAAGAAAAAACGAAAAGAAUUAAAUUGGAGUCAAUCUUGUCAGAGUUAAGGGCUAACCAUGAAGUUUCUAAAGCAUUAUUAAAGAGAUAUAAAAUACGCUCUGAAUUUGCUAGAACAAUCAUAGAUAAUGCUCAUAAACUCUCAAGGAAUGUUGAAAAUCUUCAUUCAUCAAUAUUUGGUUCGAAUGAGAACAAACCAAUGAAAUCUUUGGCAUUAACAGUCAUCUUUGCACGAAGAUUCUUUAACUCAGCAAUGAAUGAAGCCCCAACUGAUCCUCUGGCUCUUCAAAUCUUCAGCAAAAACAAAAUUUUCGCAGAAGAAAAAAGUGAAAAAGCAUUUAGUGAAUUGUUGCAAAAAUUCACUGAACUUUCUAAUGAAGUUGUUGUUGCUAAGCAAAAUAUAUUAGAUUUAACACAAAAAUGCAUGGAUUCGACCAAACAAGCAGCAGAAUAUAAAUCUCAAAGCGAAAAAUCAUCAAAGGAUGCUUCAGAAAUGGAAGAGAAACUUGAAGCUUUAACAAAGAGGUCAAACGAGUUACAAGAAGAGUUAACUAAGCUAAUUCCACCAGAAGAUUACAAUGCACAGUAUACAAAAGCUAGAGAACUCAAGGCUCAAAAUAAAGAACUUCAAGGAAAAAUUACAGAACUCUCUGCUAAGAUUGAACAAAUGGAAACAUCAACAGCAAUCGCAAAUGAAAAAGCACAGAAACUUAAGGUCGAGCUAAAAGAUAAAGAUGCUCUUGUAGAAGAAUAUGUUACUACAAUCGAUACCAAAGAUAAAAGCAUAUCUGAACUUAAUACAAUAAUUCGUGAAAAGAGCAAAGAAAUAUUAGCUUUAGAAAGAAUUGUUCAAAGAUACAGACAAAAUGAGAAUCAAUUACAAUCUGCAUAUACAUGCAAUGCAAUAGAGAUUCAGAAUAAUUCUCAAAUAUCAACAACAACUGUGAAGACCUCACCACAAAGAAUUGUUGAGCCUGAUAUGUCUUUCACAGCUACAAUCAACCCACUAUUUUUAGGGCAUUAA